AUGCCACUUGAUAUUUCUGAGAACCAACGACGGUAUCUUGAAGACGAGGGCGCUUUUCUACAGUUGCCGAAGUCCACGACAGACAUUCUCUUGCCACUUUACAACAUGAUGUUAGAUGAACUCAUCCCAGUGGUAGACGGGGCUGUAAUAUUCCGGGAUUACAGCAAUGGACAAGCCUCAGUCUAUCUCCUAAAGGCGAUCUCCCUCGUUGCCUGCAAAUUCAAACAGGCUGCACCUUUCCUUCGAAUCCGGGAAGACUGCCAGGUCAUGGACCAGAUGGAUUUCGCUGCAGAGUUACUGAAGGGACUCGAUGCGGCUAUGAAGGCUGACCUUGAGACGGACCGAAUCACUAAAGUUCAAAUCCUGGCUUUAAUGCAUCUGCAUAAUGACGGUUUGAGUGGAUUGGAUCGCUCCUCGGCAUAUCUCUCUCAGGCUAUUUGCGAAGCUUGGUCAAUAUCACUCCAUGUGAAGGUUCCAGUCAAUCCUGAACAAGAGCGUUGCGACUUGUUAUGGUGGACGUUGCGAAACUUUGAUCGGCUAAAUAAACCAAUCAUGGGCGCAGCGCCGUUCAUGAUUGACGAUACAGACAUCGGGGUAGACCGCAUUGCUUCACGAAACGGUGACUACCGGUCUCGGCUUAUGGCGAUAUCUUUAUCUCUCGGGGACCUGAUGAAAACGGCAACUAGGGUCUAUAAAGCGAGUUCCACUGCUACAGAUGAUGAUUGCAGUGCAUUUCCGACGUUCUCGGAGCUUACGUCGGAUAUCUCCCUGAGCGGUUUCCAGAGGUCCCAUAGAUUAUAUUUGCAUAUUUGGUACCAUGUUACCGCGAUGCUUUCCUGCCGGUAUAGCGGACCGAAGAGCGUCCUGUACACGCGACGUCUAUCCUCCGCCGAUAGCAUACUUGGCAUCAUUGGUCGCGAAGGGCCCGAUGGUCUCCCGCCUCUUCCCCUUGUGCCUUAUGCCAUGUCAAUGUCUACUACGGUAAUUUACCGUGCUCUCAGGGACGGUGAAAGAGCACCUGAAGUAGCAUACAAAGAUCUCGGGGCAUGCUACGACAAUCUCAGUAUCCUCAGUCAACAAUGGAGCAGCGCAAAGGGCGUUGCCAGGCUAGUCAGGCGAUUUCAGCAGUUCACUAGGUCAGCCGCCCGUCCUGUUCAAUCAACCGAUGGCGCCCCAUGCACGUGCGAGUGCCAACAUCAAGACGCAAAACUUUCGAGAAAACCCGCUGAUAAUUCGAAAAUUCUCCAGGGUCCGACUCAAGAUCCAACCGGAACCUCCGUUCUUACUGUUUCGAACCUGGUUCAACCUUGUGAGGGCCUUCAACCGGAAGGCACAGCUGGCGGUCAUGGUCUCCGGAGUCACCAGGCGGAGACUUGGUCCAUUGAUGGGCUAUCUUACUCCCAUCUUGACAGGGCCUUUUACGAUUUUUUCGACUACGGUAUACCCAGCGUAUUUCGUGAUUUGGCUACUUGGGAUUUUCUCCAGACAGACGCAGAGGAUGACCAGGGGAUCUCACCAUUUUAG
This is a messenger RNA of Colletotrichum orchidophilum, 1524 nucleotides long. RefSeq lists its product as uncharacterized. The record is from RefSeq and is a predicted model, not a curated record. Bases 1 to 1524 code for a protein of 507 amino acids. The transcript has 2 exons. NCBI's taxonomy places the organism in Eukaryota, Fungi, Ascomycota, Sordariomycetes, Glomerellales, Glomerellaceae.